AUGGCCAGAAGUAGCCAAGUGGCCAUCUGGAGUAUUGAAUCCAGAUUUGACUCCGACGCCAUAAUUCUUGCCCCCUCUGAAUUGCUGUCUCGAACAAGACGUAUGAUCGUACUGAGCGUAUGGCGAAUUCUAUAUAGGAAGACUACCCGUAUAUUACCAUAUUUUGACCCUCUGAACGACGACGAGGUCCUGAUUCGACUAGGUAGACGUCCACUACUCAAUCGCAGUUUUGGUUUUAUGUCAAUCCUCGGGCUGUCCUGUUCAGCGCUGUGUUCUUGGGAAGGGAUAUUGGUGACAUCGGUCCCAAGUUUUACGACUGGAGGGCCAGCCGUGGUGAUAUGGACGUUUGUGGUCGGCUGGAUAGGAAUCACCUCUGUAUACACUGUGAUGGCCGAACUGUCCUCGAUUGCGCCGACGGCAGGCGGACAAUAUCACUGGGUAGCCAUGAUGGCGCCAGAGUCCUGCUCGAACUUCCUCACUUACUUAACUGCGUGGCUGACUACCUUGGCUUGGCAGGCCAUCGCUAUAACGACUAGUUACCUCAUUACGACAACUCUCCAGGGCGUCGUCGUUCUAGCACGGCCAAGUUAUAUUCCAUUGCCAUGGCACACACUACUCAUUAUGUGGGCUAGUAUAUUAUUCGCGGUGCUAAUAAACUCAACAACCGGUCGUUUCCUAGCAAGACUUGAAGGUGUUAUCCUUAUCCUACAUUUAGUAGGAUUUUUUGGGAUACUGGUGCCCUUAGUUUACUUUUCACCGCACAAUGAUGCGUCUGUCGUGUUCACCGAUUUUUUCGAUAAUGGUGGUUGGGGGUCUCAGGGGUUGACCUUCUUUGUAGGACUUCCGUCCAUCGCCAGCACAUUGAUAGGUGCCGAUUGUGCUGUACACAUGUCCGAAGAAAUCCAGUCGGCCGCUACAGUCGUUCCCCAGGCCUUGGUUUAUACCAUUUUCAUCAAUGGCUCUCUCGCAUUUGCCAUGACCAUUGCUCUUAUGUUUUGUAUCACCGAUAUCGACGCUGCAAUGGCGGCAGCGGAGACGAUGUUCUAUCCAUUUUUGGAAGUGUUUCAGUCCGGGGUUAACUCAACCACGGGAGCAGUUAUAAUGUCUUCUGUCGUUCUCAUAUUAGCAGCUGCAAGUACCGUGGGGGUAUACGCCUCAGCUUCAAGGAUGAUAUGGUCGUUUUCGAGAGACAACGGACUGCCAUUUUCCCGCCAUCUUGCUAAGAGGUCGUCUUUACCAAUUUACGCAAUAUUUUCUACGAUGGGCAUCUCAAGUCUCAUAUCGUUAAUUGUUCUUGGACCCGCCGUAGCGCUCUCCGCCCUUUUGUCUCUCGUUGUGGCGGCUCUCUACUCCUCUUACAUGAUAGUGUGUGGAUUAUUCUUAUGGAGACGGUGUACCGGGAGCUUCCGAAAAGCUGAGGACGCAUGUGACCCAGCAGAGGGCCUUGUAUGGGGUCCUUGGAAGCUUCCCGAGCCACUCGGUAUCUUGAACAACGUCUUUGCCUGUCUCUAUAGUGCAGUGGUGCUCUUUUGGUCGUUCUGGCCCCAGACCACCGCACCAACCCCGGAAACAUUCAACUGGAGUAUCCUCAUAUUUGGCGCCGUAGUUCUGUUUAGUAUUGUGUGGUAUAUGAUACGAGCUCGACAUCAUUUCAGGGGACCCAUCAAGGAAAUUUAACUUACAUAUUGUGGCCUGGAUGGUGAAUGGUUGUGAGUGAUUUUAGGAUCAAAAAAGUUUUAGAGUGAAAGGGACGGGAUGGGAGACGGAUAGUGAGGUGAACCGAUAGAAUCGAUAAGAAUGAC
Messenger RNA from Annulohypoxylon maeteangense, 1802 nucleotides. Its product is annotated as putative GABA transporter. The record is from RefSeq and is a predicted model, not a curated record. The coding region runs from base 1 to 1677 and encodes 558 amino acids. Gene Ontology annotation, biological process: transmembrane transport. NCBI's taxonomy places the organism in Eukaryota, Fungi, Ascomycota, Sordariomycetes, Xylariales, Hypoxylaceae. Gene Ontology annotation, molecular function: transmembrane transporter activity. The transcript is spliced from 5 exons. Gene Ontology annotation, cellular component: membrane.